UCUCGCCCCCUCCCACGCCGGCUGCCGUAGGAACCUACCACUGCUCGCCUCCCGGGGAGGGGGAUCCCGCCGCGCAGUGGGACAGUCCGGCCCCCGCACUCGGCAGCUGCCGGAAGCGCUGAAGCUGCCCAGGCGCCGGGGUCCGUCGGAUGAUGGAGCUGUGCGCCUUUGUGGAGCGAGAGCUGGACAAAGUGCUGCACAAGUUCCUGAGCUAUGGGCAGCACUGUGAGCGGAGCCUGGAGGAGCUGCUCUGUUACGUGAGCCAACUGCGCCAGGAGCUCAGCAGCACAGCCCUGCAGGGGGCACCGCUGUCUGCCACACUCUCCCUGAUGAUGGCCCAGUGCUGUCGAAAGAUCAAGGACACGGUGCAGAAACUGGCCUCGGACCAUAAAGAUAUUCACAGCAGUGUCUCCAGGGUGGGCAAAGCCAUUGAUAGGAACUUCGAUGCCGAGCUCUGUAGCGUGGUCUCAGAUUCGGUGUGGGAGUCGCGGGAGAAGCAGCAGCAGCAGCAGAUUCUGCAGAUGGCGAUUGUGGAGCACUUGUACCAGCAGGGCAUGCUGAGCGUGGCAGAGGAGCUGUCCCAGGAGUCCACCCUGAAUGUGGACUUGGACUUCAAGCAGCCGUUCUUGGAGCUGAACCGGAUCCUGGAAGCGCUGCACAAGCAGGACCUGCGUCCAGCUCUGGACUGGGCAAUCUCAAACAGGCAGCAUCUGCUGGAGCUGAACAGCUCCCUGGAAUUCAAGCUGCAUCGUCUCCACUUCAUCCGGCUCCUGGCUGGUGGCCCUGACAAGCAACUGGAGGCCCUGAGCUACGCUCGCCACUUCCAGCCCUUUGCCCGCCUGCACCAGCGAGAGAUCCAGGUCAUGAUGGGCAGCCUGGUGUACCUGCCUCUGGGCAUUGAGAACUCCCCGUACUGCCACCUGCUGGAUGCCCGGCAUUGGACAGAGAUCUGCGAGACCUUCACCCGCGACGCCUGUGCCUUGCUGGGACUCUCGGUGGAAUCCCCUCUCAGUGUCAGCUUUGCGUCCGGAUGUGUGGCACUGCCCGUGCUGAUGAACAUCAAGGCAGUGAUUGAGCAGAGACAAUGCACAGGUGUCUGGAGCCACAAGGAUGAGCUGCCUAUUGAAAUUGAGCUGGGCAUGAAGUGCUGGUACCACUCAGUGUUUGCCUGCCCCAUCCUUCGCCAGCAGACAACUGACUCCAAUCCGCCUAUCAAACUCAUCUGCGGGCAUGUCAUCUCCCGGGACGCGCUCAACAAGCUCAUCAAUGGGGGGAAGCUGAAGUGUCCCUACUGCCCCAUGGAGCAGAACCCAGCUGAUGGGAAGCGCAUCAUCUUCUGACGCUGGUGUGGUUGGAAGGGCUGUGGCAACAGGUCACUGCUCUUCCCCUUAGGUGGCCUGUCCCACCCUCGCAGUGCGAGAGGCGGUGGUGCUGCCCACAGCAGGGCGUGGGCUGCCUCUUAGGCUGUGGGUCUGAGAGCAGCUCUGUCCACUGCAGCCCCAUUGGGGUCCCUUCCUCCUGCAGAGCUAGGGCAAAGUCCAGAGCAGUGGACCUGAGCCUGACCGCCACCUGAGAAAGGGAGCUGAAAUGGACAGAGCAGCAGUGUGACGUGCUUGCUGCGGUGAGCUCCGGGAGGCCUCAGUGUGUGCUCUCCUAGUGAUCUGGCUUACGCUGCCCUGCUCACUCUGUGCUCCCGUCCUGUCGGUCUAGCCUGCUGGGCAGCUGUCUUUCUGCUCAGUAAUAGGCAGAGCCCCUCCUGGCCUCAAACAUGGCUACGGGAGCAUUCCUAGCCCUCUGCCAGUGCAAUGGCCAUGCUGUACAGUCCCUUGUGCAUUUACUGAUAUUUUUUGCAUUGUAAAUAUUAAAGUGGGAGCUGCCUGGAGCCAUUUUAUAAAUUCCAGAAAAUAAAGCCUGUUAGUCUUUC
Caretta caretta (loggerhead turtle) is the source of this 1924-nucleotide messenger RNA. RefSeq names its product required for meiotic nuclear division 5 homolog B (gene RMND5B). Gene Ontology annotation, molecular function: ubiquitin protein ligase activity; protein binding. Gene Ontology annotation, biological process: proteasome-mediated ubiquitin-dependent protein catabolic process. The record is from RefSeq and is a predicted model, not a curated record. NCBI's taxonomy places the organism in Eukaryota, Metazoa, Chordata, Testudines, Cheloniidae. Gene Ontology annotation, cellular component: GID complex; nucleus; cytoplasm.